AGGCCCAGUCCGCGGCGCGCGUUCGUGCGCGCCCGGCGCUAGGUCCCGUCCUCCUCGCCUGAGGGAGCGAGCGGGCAGUCGGGCCGCGUCGGGUGUGCUCGAAACCCAGCCCCGAAGUCCCACAGCGAGGCGCGUAGUUCCGGGUUGAGACGGGUGGCGUCGCCUCCUCACCCGACCCCGUCCAGCGCGGCGCCUGGGGCCAGGAGAGGAAGAUGGCGGCCUCCGUGCUAGGUGCUGCGUGGAUACAGAACCUGAGGAGCCGAGGGAUGCGGGCCUUGGGGCUAAUGUCACCUCAGAGUGCAGGUCUGCAGUCAUGUAUCCACACAAGUGCUUCUCUUGGCAUUUACCGGAAAUGGGAGAAGAAGAAUAAAAUUGUUUACCCUCCACAGCUGCCUGGAGAGCCUCGGAGACCAGCAGAAAUCUACCACUGUCGAAGACAAAUUAAAUACAGCAAAGACAAGAUGUGGUAUCUGGCAAAAUUGAUACGAGGAAUGUCUAUUGACCAGGCUCUGGCUCAGUUGGAAUUCAGUGAUAAAAAAGGCGCCCAAAUAAUUAAAGAGGUUCUCUUAGAAGCACAAGAUAUGGCAGUGAGAGACCACAAUGUGGAAUUCAGAUCCAAUUUAUAUAUCGCUGCGUCCAACUCAGGGAGAGGCCAGUGCCUGAAACGCAUUCGCUACCACGGCAGAGGUCGCUGUGGCAUCAUGGAGAAGGUGUACUGCCAUUACUUUGUGAAGCUGGUGGAAGGGCCCCCACCUCCACGCGAGGCCCCCAAGACAGCCCUGGCCCACGCCCAGGAGUACAUCCAGCAGCUUCGAAACCGUACCAUCAUUCACGCUCUGUGACAGGCUCAGACUGGCAGUGUAGAUAUCUUUAAAAAUAAAAGUUAAAGACAAAUA
Molecule: messenger RNA, 896 nt
Organism: Dipodomys spectabilis (banner-tailed kangaroo rat)
Lineage: Eukaryota; Metazoa; Chordata; Mammalia; Rodentia; Heteromyidae
Gene: Mrpl22
Product: mitochondrial ribosomal protein L22
Exons: 7
Coding region: 213-842 (209 amino acids)
Biological process (GO): translation; ribosome assembly
Cellular component (GO): ribosome; mitochondrial large ribosomal subunit
Molecular function (GO): structural constituent of ribosome
Source: RefSeq, a predicted model, not a curated record